Messenger RNA from Pelmatolapia mariae (spotted tilapia), 3718 nucleotides. Its product is annotated as focadhesin-like. The transcript has 15 exons. The record is from RefSeq and is a predicted model, not a curated record. Bases 151 to 2238 code for a protein of 695 amino acids. Gene Ontology annotation, biological process: regulation of post-transcriptional gene silencing. Lineage: Eukaryota; Metazoa; Chordata; Actinopteri; Cichliformes; Cichlidae.
CAUCAUGUUUAUUCCCUGUUCACAACCACAGUUUAAUGAUUCAAGUACAGAUUUGAAGCUUUAACAAAAGUAUUGCUUUCAUUUCAUUUCAAAACCUCCUUCUCUUGUUCUAAUGGAGAUUCUGGAUGUUCACAGGUAUGAUCCAGUGACAUGAUGGAGAGUUUAAAGACGCGGCUCGAGUUCCCCAGCCCUGUCAUACAAGCCCAGACGGUGAGAAGUCUUGUUGCAGCUGUCUUAAAGGAAAAAGGGUCAAAUGGGCAAAUCAGCUGGUCCUGUGCUCAGGGCCCAGCACUGGAAGCUUUGUGGCAGCAGUGCUGCAGUGACUGUGCUGUGGUGUGUUCAGCGUGCUGUGACACCUUGGUGUUAUUGGUGGACCAGGGCCAUGCAGACCUGGAGUACAUCCUCAAUGGUGUCCUCAACCUCCUGCCUUCUGCAAGACACACUCAAGGGUUGAUAAAAGUCAUUCGGCGAUUGUUGGAGAUGCAGGCUGACCAGAGCGAUGGACACUUCACCUGUCCAUAUUCUAUCAGGAGCAGCCCUCACCCGUACGUCACAGCCCUGGAGAACAGAGUGGACUGCUGGCCGGCUCUGCUGUUCGAGAUCGAUGACUUUAUCCAGAAAGCUGUUGACAGAGAUAAAGCGGCUUAUAUCACCAUGCUGGCCCCCUUCCUUCGGUACCUAUACUGCCAACCUCACAGGCAACCCGAGCACACGCUGCUUCGACAGAGUCUUCUUAGGGUGAUGCUGCCCAUUCAGGGAGGAUCCAGGUCCGCCCCCCAGAACAAGGAGCAGGAAAUGCUAUCCCCAGUGUCUGACAGGCUGCUGCUCUGUCUUUGUCAGCUGGUUCCACACAUGCAGGUGGACAGCGUGGAGGCAGUCCUGGAGCUGUGUGCAUUUGUGGGCGCUCUGCUCCAAGAUCUAACUGGGACCUCUGGAGACCAGUGGAAACCAGAGAAAGCGGCGCUGGCUCUGCAGCUGCUGUGUGCGUGUCGGCGAUGCCUCGAGUUAAACGGAGACUGCAGACCAAUAAUCGGCUUAAUACAGCAGCUGGUUCCAGCCUGUCAGGAGUUGCUGUUGGAUGAGCUGAUGAUGGGCGUGGCCUUGCUCUUGUUGGAAGCUCCUUCAGAUCAGCUGACCAGCCUUCUCAGACUUGCACUGAGUUUGGUCCCUGAACAGGCGGAGGCGUCGCCCUGGUUGAGUCCGGUCCUGAUUCUCCCCGUGUUGCAGCUCCUGUCCUGCUUGGGUCUCACUGAGCCGCUGUCUGACCAGAACACACACAGCACCAACCACAGGCUGGCUCACAGCCUGCUGCGCAGCAUCGGCAGGCCCGCAGAUAAACCCCAGCAGCCUGCCCCAUCACUGCCUCUGUCUCUGAGUUCCUGGUAUAGUGAGCUCAGCGUGUCUUUGUCGGUACUGCGCAAAGUGGCCAACAAUCCAGCAGCAGCGACCGAUUGGCUGUUGGCGGUCAGCUCCGCCCUGUCGUCCAGCCAGCGCCUGUCCUCCUCUCUUGUCCUGAUUGUGACUUAUCUCAUCAUCAUGGGUCAGGAAAACAUCUGCCAGCUGGCUUUGAAAGCAAGCCAGGCUGUCGCCGCUGCCGACCCCUGCCAGGUCCCGCCCCUCCUGCUGCUUCUUUUUUUCAAACUGACCAAAGAAAAGAAUCCCGUCCUGGCUCACGCUGUUCUCACAAGCCUGCCAAACCUCGGCACUCAUAAGCUUUGCUUCCCGAUCGUGCUGCACAGUCUGCACAUGCUGGCCGGCUCCCCCAAGCUGAGAGCAGUGGGACUGCGCCUCAUGACCGCUCUGUGGAAAAAACAGGACCGGGUCUACCCAGAGCUGCAGCGUCUAAUGAGCCAGCAGGACAGCAGGGUGGUGCUGGGGAGGGACGCCCAGUGGGAGCAGAUCCUGGCCAGGGCCGCCUGUGUCAGGGACAUCUGCAGAGAGAGGCCUUACCAGCAUGCAGGGGACAUGGUGGCUGCCAUUUCACUCACUUUAAAACAAUGCAACAGAGCAGACCUGGCAACCCCGGCUGCUCUCGUCCUGCAGGGUCUACAGGAGCUGUGUCGAGCAGAGGUGGUGGAUAUUAUCUCAGCAUGGAGAACUGUUUGGCCUGAGCUCAGCUGUCACUCACAGCCAGGAGUGGUUCAAGCCAUCGCUGAGCUUUUGGCUCUGGUGCCUCAGCUCACAGUUAAAUCAGAGCAGUACGAGGUGCGUCGUAACGUUCAUGUUCCUCUGUGUUGAGGAGCUAACAGAGUGACACAGGAACUCCACCAGGUUAUGUUUUUCUCUGUGGUUCUGUCUGUAAACAGGACUCUCAGCAGCUGUUUGUAUAUUCUAAGCUUACUGUAGAGUCACAUCUCUACAUCACUGUGUUUGGUAGCUAAAGUUAGCACAUCAAUGUAAAGUUGGGUAGAAGCACAAAGUACAGACGUGUGAGGGUCCAGUCCUCGGAGUCCUGCUCUGGUCGGACUUCACAGGGUCAGUAACUAAUAAAUGGAUCAGCGAGUGUGAGCAUCUUUUUAAAAACAGAAGUUUUGCUAAUUUGUUGCUCUGGAGGAUUCAACACAGCGCAGCAGUGGCCGUCCCAGCAGAUGAAUCCUAGACCAUGCAGUGCUGCUUGUUGGAAAGCUCUCCUCCUCUCUAACAAUGAUAUGGCGGUACAGCUUAGGUUAGCAAAGUUGCAUCUAAACAAACACAAGACCAAAGGCCAAAACCAAACUUACCAUGUUAGUACAGGACGCCUGAUAGGGAUGCUUUUGGGUUGCAGCCACAGGACCUGCGCAGCACCUUACAGUCACUGAGUCAGCCACAAAUUUCUCUGCUGUGUGAACUUAAGCUUAGUGAAAAUCGGUGACUGUAAAAUGAAACCAAUUGCUAAACCUCCUUAGGAAACUCAACUCCUUUGGAGUCAGCACACCCAUCAUGAUGACUUUUUACUACACGUUCCUGGAAAGCAUCAUGACCUUCUCCAUCACCUGCUGGUUCCACUCCCUCAGCCUUCAUACAGGAACAGACUGCAGCAUCAGUGUGCUCUAAAAUCACUGGCCUGCCUGUCAGAACUCUGGCACAGGUUUUCAUCAACAGGCCCUUAGACAGGCAGCCAAAAUCAUCAACGAGCCCUCUCACAUUCUUCACCCCGCAUUUCAAUGGCUCCCCUCUGGGCGACGCCUCCGCUGCAUUUCCUGCAGGACUGAGAGGAGGAGGAGCGCCACCUUUGUCCCCAAAGCCACUCUGCUUUUUAACUCCAGCCGAUAAGAACAUUUCACCAGAAACAUAAACUACACUCUUUUUAUACUACCAACACUUUACUCACUUUUAGUCACUUACAGUAAUUUAUUCACCUUUCAGUCACUUUAAUUUUAAAACUGUAUAUUCUGUGUAUUUAUUAUCUCACUCUUAUUGUCCUUAUCUUCAAUGUCAUGCUGCUCUGAUGUUGGUUAAUUGCCCCUUGGGGAUAAAUAAAGUCUCUCUGAUUCUGGUCUUGUUUAUUUAUAUAUUGGUAGUUUGAUAGGUUUUGUAUUUGUAUUCUUUUACAUCAUAUUAAAAUGUAUAAAUAUAUAGAUUUAAAUAUAUUUGUGUAUUCAUCUCUGGAUUAUGUUUGGUUUUCUUUUAUUUAUUUCUGCACUGGUUGUUGUGUAUUACUAUUUAGAUUGUCGUUUUUUUUUCCAUUAUUGUAAUUGUGUAUAAAGUUUGAUUUGAAUAAAAUUUACACUCCAAUGCU